Molecule: messenger RNA, 1713 nt
Organism: Cyphellophora europaea CBS 101466
Lineage: Eukaryota; Fungi; Ascomycota; Eurotiomycetes; Chaetothyriales; Cyphellophoraceae
Exons: 2
Coding region: 1-1713 (570 amino acids)
Molecular function (GO): flavin adenine dinucleotide binding; oxidoreductase activity, acting on CH-OH group of donors
Source: RefSeq, a predicted model, not a curated record
AUGGCUGAAGAAUACGACUAUAUUGUUUGUGGUGGAGGGACGGCCGGCCCUGCCGUUGCUGCACGAUUGGCGGAAGACUCCAAUGUGUCCGUCAUCUUGCUGGAGGCAGGUCCAGACAAUAGCGAUAUUGAGAACACCAAGAUGGUCGGCGGCAUGCUCCAAAAUUUUGACACUGAUCGUGACUGGAACCUAAUCGCAGAGCCGAACCCGCAGAUGAAUGGCCGACCCAUGAAGUUGUCCCGAGGCAAGUUUCUUGGCGGCAGCUCGUCUACAAAUGGCACCUUGAUGGUAAGAGGCAUGCGGCAGGACUUUGAUGACUGGGAAUCCAUGGGGAAUCCGGGCUGGAACGCCGACUCUAUGUGGAAGUACUUCCAGCGAUCAGAAACCUUCCAUCAGAGUGAAGGCUUCGACGCGGAUGAAGAUGCCCAUGGCAUUGAAGGACCCAUUCAAACGACGUUCCAUCCCUUGGCUGGCAUCUCGUCUGCCGUGCUGAAGUCAUUCCAAGGCCAAGGAUUCCCUAAAGACGACGAUAUGUUUAGCACAGGCACUCGAUGGCACGGGGUCGGUCAUUCGCUGCGUACCGUUUAUGGCGGUAUCCGAGUCACCGGCGCAGACUACCUGAAGACAUCCCCAGUAACAGUUCGUUGCAACAGCCGGGUUGCCAGGCUUAUUUUCAACGAAAACAAAACGCAAGGUGUGGAAGUAAUUGACGAGAGAACCGGGCAAACAACGACUAUUCGUACUCGUCGCGAAAUCAUCCUCUGUCUAGGUACAUACGCAUCUCCGCAAGCUCUCCUUCUCUCCGGGAUUGGUCCUAAAGAAGAACUCUACGAGGCCGGCGUUCCGCCGGUUGUUGAUCUUCCAGGAGUGGGGAAGAAUCUCGAGGAUCACCUCACUGUCUUUGUAUUCUAUGAGGUGGCUCAAGGGUACACGCAAUGCCACCAGAUGCACCCCCAAUCAGCGUACGAGCAUUCCCGCGACCAGUGGCGACAAUCUCGCACAGGUAUUCUAUCUGGAGCGCAUUUUGGCGUCUUUGCCUUCACACGCCUGGAUGAACGCCUCUCGAAACACGAUCUCUGGCGACAUGCCUCGUGCUUGCCAGGAAGAGAUCCCAUGGGUCUCACGACUCGCCAGCCGCACGUCGAGUUCUUCAAUACAGAGCGCUACAUGGCCCCUAAGCAGUACAAUAAUCCUCCCCCGGCCGGCCGUAGCGCAUUCGCAAACAUCAUCGAGCUGUUUUCGCCGCGGUCGCGAGGAUAUGUUAAGCUGAGGAGCGCAAACCCCCUAGAGAAUCCCAUCGUCCAGCACAACUACCUGGCCGAUCCGCUAGACUUGUUGGUGUAUGCUGAGGCGUGCGCGCUGGGGGCAGAAGUCAUUAAGCAAGGCGAGGGCACGAAAAAUCUUUUGCUGGGCGCAUGGCCGCCUGAAGACAAGCACUACGAAUUCACGAAAUUGGAGCAAUGGAUGGAGUACAUCAAAAACAACGCCACUACGUGCUACCAUCCAGGCGGAACAUGCAAGAUGGGACCAGAUACUGAUCCUGGUGCCGUUGUUGACGCAAGGCUACGAGUAAAGGGCAUCAAGGGCUUGAGGGUGGCAGAUUGUAGCAUCAUGCCGAAACUGAAUAAUGGACACACUCAGGCUGUUGCGUAUGCGAUUGGAGAGAAGUGUGCAGAUAUGGUCAAGGAGGACUGGAAGUCAUCGCAGUUGUAG